GAUCUGGUCGGCGUUCUUGAUGUGCGUCCACGGCGUUGGCGCCGCUGUUAGCAGGUCAGUUCAAAGUUUUGAAGCAUAUAUCACUUGGUGGAAUUUUAGUUGCUGUAAACGCCCCAUAUCUGGGAAUUUUUGGGCACAAUAAAAUUUUCUAACUGCGCUAUUGCUACUUUUCAAGGGAUCGUUUUAUAUAAAACUAUAAAAUAGAAAUAAAGAUUUACACAAAUAAGUAUAGGUAAUCAUGCGAUGGCGAGUACAAUUAGGGAUUAAUAGUACGAGUGAUGUUUGGAAAUUUUGCCAAAAUUGUACGAGCCGCCGGGGCGAGUCCAAUUUGGCAAAUUUCCAAACAUCACGAGUGCUAUUAAUCCCUAAUUGUACGAGCAACAUCGCAUGAUUACUUGUUUAUUAUUAGCAUGACAAAAUUGGAUACGUACUUCUCAAUGUCAACAUCAUAUUCUCUCGCCAAAGCCCAGUCCUGCCAGACUUUCAACCAAAAUUUGGUGCUUUUGUUUGUAUUUUCAUUUAGUUCUUUUGUUAAAGCAAAAUUUGGUGCUUUUGUUCGUAUUUUCAUCUAGUUCCUCUAGGGCAAUUAUGAAUUUCAUUUCACGUUUGUGUAAAAUACCUUUCCACCAUUUUGUUUGUUUUGCCGGAAAAAUCAUUAAUUGUACUGCAGUACAAUUAAUGAAAUAAUUGUAUUCCUCUCAACCAAUCAGCAUCCAGUAAUUUUGUCAUGCUAAUAAUAAGUCAUGUUAGAUGAAACAAUAUUGAAACAAUUUGCUUCGUUAGUGAAAAUUUGUGGGGGGAAAUUUGGGGAAAAUGCAGAUUUCUAGAAAUAUAGUUAGAAUUUAUUUAUUUUGUUUGAAUACAUUAAAUUUCAAAUGAGCCAUCAGUCCAUCGUGGAUUUCUUUUCCAUCUUGCAGUAAUUAUUAUUUUCCACCGUGGAUUUCUUUUCCAUCUUGCAGUAUUUAUUAUUUUUAACUACAGUUUUGUUUUGUCAAUAUUUCAGGUUGUUUGGCUCGGGGAGACAAAAUGGCGGUUCUUCUCAAAACUAUGCCACCAUUAGUCAGGACACCGAGCAUCUCGUCCAAUCAGAUUCAACCACUGUCAUCAACCAAUCAAAACAACGCAAGGCAAAUCAAAGUAAACCUUCGCCUCGAAAGAAACUAAGUUUAAUCAACCGUCGAAAAGAAACCCAAGCUAACGCGGCUAAACCCGGAAAACCACCAAGACCUAAUCCACCGAACUUCGGAAACGUCCGAGGACCAGGCGAUGGUCCCCCGAAACAGUCCGGAGAUGUUUUACGUCCGCCAAGACCUGAUCCGCCUUCCAACGUAGGUGGCCGAGGGCCAACCGACUCUGCCUCGAAGCGGCCCGGAGAUACUUCACGGCCGCCCAGACCUGUUCCGCCUUCCAACGUAGGUGACCGAGGGCCAACCGAUUUCCCCCCGAAGCAGUUCGGAGAUGUUUCGCGUCCGCCAAGACCUGAUCCGCCUUCCAACGUAAGUGGCCGAGGGCCAACCGACUCUGCCUCGAAGCGUCCCGGAGAUAUUUCACGGCCGCCAAGACCUGAUCCGCCUUCCAACGUAGGUGGCCGAAUGCCAACCGACUCUGUCUCGAAGCGGCACGGAGAUAUUUCACGGCCGCCAAGACCUGAUCCGCCUUCCAGCGUAGGCGGCCGAGGGCCAACCGAUUCUCCUCCGAUGCAGCACGGAGAUAUUUCACGGCCGCCAAGACCUGAUCCGCCUUCCAACGGCGGCCGAGGGCUAACCGAUUCUCCUCCGAAGCGGCUCGGAGACGUUUCACGCCCGCCAAGACCUGAUCCGCCUUCCAGUGUAGGCUAUCGAGGGGCAACCGAUUCUCCUCCGAAGCGACACGGAGAUAUUUCACGCCCGCCAAGAUCUGAUCCGCCUUCUAGCGUAGGCGGCCGAGGGCCAACCGAUUCUCCCCCGAAGCGGUUCGGUGAUAGUCCACGGCCGCCGAGACCAGCCCCACCUUCUAAGGCGGUGGAAGAGACAUCGAACGUAAGCGAUGCUCGUCGCAAACAACUCGGAGAUAUUUUUCGCCCUCAAAGACCGGAUCCACCUUUCGGUGUCGGAAACCGAAGAGUGAACGAAGAUUCCCCGAAGACUACUGGUGGUAACGAAGUACAGGUCACGAAAAAUGCCGAUAAUAGCCCGAAGAAGCAACCGGUAUCGCCCGUCAAGGAUUCUGCAACCAUAAAACUUCCGAAACGUAGAUCGUCUAUUCAGAAACCCGCAUCGCCUCAAAAACCGGAGGUAAUAUCUCCGUCAUCUCAAAAAACCCAGGUGAAAUCCUCGGCCAUCCCCCUAGAUGCUGAAAAUAACCGAGUUGCAACGCUAAGACAACGCUUGCUUGAAAUGCAAACUACCCAGAAGAGAGGAAGUAGGAAAAUUUCAAUUCCAAUCUCGAAAUCUGAAGGAAAUGUAGCGAAGAAGACUCGUAGUUUAGAAGAUAAGGUAAAGAAUGACACGUUGAGCCGCCCUAAAGAGCCGUUUACAUUUGCGCUGCGAUUUUAGAUGCGAAUUUCUUCUGAAUGGUUGUAAAUGAGUUAUGAAUGUUCAGAUGAGGGUACAUACAUAUAUGUACUCAGAACAUUUAUAACUCAUUCACGUGGGGCUUUGGUGACACUUUAACGAUAAAAAUUUUACAAGAUAUGCAAACCAAAUAGUAAAAUUGCUCAAGUGGUUCCGAAUAUUUGAAAAACAUAGAAAAAUGUUUGUGGUGUUACUCUGAGCGCAUAUCCACACCGGGCGAGCUUGAAAAAUAUGCCCGGCCACGGUGGGAAUCGAACCUCCCACCGGGCACACGACGUCGUUUCAACGUUGAAAUUUGGUAGAAAAAAGGUUGCGACGUCGACAACCUAAUAUCUACGUUGCUCUGACGUUGUUUUACAAACAUUGGUUCAACAGCAGCCAACAGACGUUGAAUUAACGUUCAUUCAUGGUUCAAUGUACGACGUCGAUUUGUGAACCAAUCUCAACGUUAUUUUAACGUGGAUUCAACGUUGAAUUAUGGUUGACGAGAUUGGCAACCUAAUUUCAACGUUGUUUCAACGUCGAAACAGUAACGUCGAUCCAAUUUGCAUAGUCAACCCUUUUUCAACGUCUAUCCAACGUCUGGAAGGUCAUUUCCAACGUUGAUUCAACGUUGGAUAAACGUCAUUUUGCCCGCUGGGCUACGACCUUUGAAAUACUAGCCCAAUGCUCUGCCAACUAAGCUACGCGGUCAGGACGGUUCGAGUAAGUGACAUUUCGGAACAGAAUCUAGUUCCUUCGAUAUCAGUGUAAUCUUGUAAUAUGAUUUUUUCUGCGUUGGUGUUGUGUACUCAGGUGGAUAUAAUGUUUGUGGUGUUACUUACUCGAACCGUCCUGACCGCGUACGUAGCGUAGUUGGCAGAGCAUUGGGCUAGUAUUCCAAAGGUCGUAGGUUCGAUUCCCACCGUAGCCGGGCAUAUUUUUCAAGCUCGCCCGGUGUGGAUAUGCGCUCAGAGUAACACCACAAACAUUAUAUCCACCACACAACACCAACGCAGAAAAACUAACAUAGAAAAAUUUUGAAAAUUGAAAAUUCGCGUCUCGUUGCCAAAUCGCGUCCGUCUGUAUGGACCUUAAUGUGAAAAGAGUCAGUCAACGCUCUACCGAAAGUCGUGGGUUUUCUCCGGGUGCUCCGGUUUCCUCCCACAGGGAAUGUUCACAGGGUGGGUUGAGAUUAGCCCCGCCCUAACUGACCCUUCCACCGUAGCUGUGCUCCGUUGUCAGACAUGAGUCAUAAGGUGACUGGAUCAGGUUGAGUCCCUCGUAACUCAGCUUGGCUCUCAGUCAGGAUGACUAGCACACCCCACUUACUCACUUACUUACUAUCAGUGCAUCAGAGAAAAUUGCAGCAAAAAUUACAAUGGUAUUCUGUCUCUCUAUACCGUCUAAUGCCAGACGAUUUUACUUGCUAAAGGAAAGACCCAUUCGAGUUCCGUUGAUGUUCAGUGGCGUAGCCUGCCUGACAAUUUGCUCAUGCUAUGCAAAUUUUAAAUCAUCAUUAUUCAUUUCUAUAUUUCUCUUUCGACACACUUUAAAUAAUUAAUUGACUAAAACCAUGUCAUAUACAAAUAAAAUAUUUUGUAAAAAUUACAAAGUUGGCGGUAAAAAAAUUUAAAAAAAUUAAAAAAAUUUUAUUUGUAUAUAACAUGCCAGAUGAUCUUGAUACGCGGAAAAGUACUGGCACUAGAUGUCAAAUAGAAAUCCAUUUUGUGAUUAAAACAACUGAAUAUCUCCUGUAAUAUACUUUAUUUCGAUUCCAUAUUUUUGUCAGAGCUAUAGUUCUCAUAACCAAACAUAAUUACAAAAUUUCAACUAGUUUCAUAAAGAAUAACGAAAGAUAUAAUUGACUGAAUACAUCAAAAUGGAUUUCUAUUCGGACAACCCUUUCUGAGCGCUGAUUGGCUAAAAUACGAACACGAGAUCACCUGGUGGUUUUUAAUUGUUUAAAGUGUGUCGAAAGAGAAACAUAGACGAUAUGUCUUCGAAAAGCACAAAGCCUAAAAUAUUGUAAAAUUAUUUUAAUUGGUCUGGUCUUUGCCGCUAAGACAUCCAUGGUAUCACAAAAAGAUUUUAACUAAAUUCCUACCUGAAACGACAAGUGAUCUUCGUCAAGGCGAAUUUCAGUUUUUAACUUUUUUUUUUAGCUAUUUUGUGGAGCUGGUCUGGCGCCCACCCUCUUUCCUUUGUUUAACAAACCGAAGAAAACCCCAGUGCCGUCUGGUCAAGAACGACAACAUCCUACCCUAGAGCGCUCCUUCUCUGUCGGUAGCUGUGUGUAUGAUUGUGUAAAGUUUGAAGAAUUUUUUAAACCGUAGAAAAUUUUUAAUUUCCAUACAUAUACUAAUGGUAAAACUGCUUUGAGAUUGUGAAUGGAAUUUUGUUUAUCUGGUGAUAAUGUCAUCGAUGUGUAGAAAUUUUGUUUAUCUGGUUAAUGUCAUCGAAGUACACAUAUUGAACGCGAAACUCUACAUCUAACAGAAGUCUAGACCUAUACCAACUGAAGUCUUCCGCAUUAAUUAAUCAUUUCUCUCGGCAUGAAGAUAGUUUAGCUUGUUGAGUUCGGCUCACUCAUUGGUGAGCGGAUUUCCCAACAACGGAUUUCCCUACCGAUGUUUCGCCAUGUUUCACAGAGUGGGGAAACACUAGGAAACAUUCGUGAGAAACAUAGGGAAACAUCAAAUGUUUCUGAAUUUCGUAGGAAACAUUUUUGCUUCCCGGGAAGC
Molecule: messenger RNA, 5275 nt
Organism: Paramuricea clavata
Lineage: Eukaryota; Metazoa; Cnidaria; Anthozoa; Malacalcyonacea; Plexauridae
Source: the annotation of a GenBank genome assembly